Oxyura jamaicensis (ruddy duck) is the source of this 990-nucleotide messenger RNA. It is a transcript of the gene FGFBP3, whose product is annotated as fibroblast growth factor binding protein 3. Lineage: Eukaryota; Metazoa; Chordata; Aves; Anseriformes; Anatidae. The record is from RefSeq and is a predicted model, not a curated record. The transcript is spliced from 3 exons. Gene Ontology annotation, molecular function: growth factor binding. Gene Ontology annotation, biological process: cell-cell signaling. Bases 436 to 942 code for a protein of 168 amino acids.
CGGUAUUUUUCUUCUGAAGUGAGAACCCUUCUCUCUUUACCCCGAUUCUAACCCCAUGAACUCCAAAGGAAAAAAUAUAAGUCCCUUUCCGGAGCGAGGCUGCUGUCAGAACCACCGCUACCGGUUCCCUCUCUCCCCCCGGGCCAGCUCCGUGUGCGGCUCUUCCGAACAAGGCGGGGGGAUGCCGGGGAUGCCAGGGACCCCCUCCUCCUUCCCUCCCUCCGGUGCCGUCGAGGCACGGAGCGCCCCGCGGGCGGCGGCCGGGGUGAGGAACACCCAGCGUUGUGCCCCACACCGGGGAGGGGCGUCGGUGGGGGCAGCCCCCGGCCGUUGAUAAGCCCCGGGCCGGCCCCGCCGCCGCACACACCGGGGCCGGGCACCUGCAGGCAGCUGGCCGUGCACCGCACCGGAGGAGGCUCCCGCGGCGCCGAGGAGAUGGGGCGGCCCCUGGCGCUGCUGGCCCCGCUGGCCCUGCUGGCCGCGCUGGAGGCGGCGGGCGGCGGGCCGGGCGAGGCGACGCAGACGGGCCGCUUCUCCACGCCGGAGAGGCACCGCUGCCAGUGGGAGCUGCGCUGGGCGGCGGGGGCCAGCGAGCUGCGGCUGAGCUGCCGGCCGCCGGCGGGCGGCGGGGCGGCGCGGAGCUGCGUGUACCGGGGGGAGCCCCGCCGCUGCCCCGCCUACGGCGCCCGCAGCCGCCGCUACUGGCGGCAGGUCCUGGCCCACCUGCGCCGCCCCUGCGCCGAGGGCGCCCCGCUCGGCCCCCGCCUCUGCGGCCCCGGCCGGGCGCCCCCCGAGGCCCAGCUGCGGCUGCUGCUGCCCGGCCGCGGCCCCACGCCGCCGGCCCCAGCCUCCGCCGAGCCCCCCGAGCGCCUGGUGGAGACCUACUGCGCCCAGCGGUGGCACUCGCUCUGCAGCUUCUUCGUCGGCUUCUGGCAGGGCUGAGCCGCCGCCCGCACCCGCCUGCCGCUGCCUCUCCCCCUUUGUAUUUUU